AUGGCCAAGGGCAUCUUCCCUCGCCAGCGCAUAGUCGCCAUCGCGGGCCUCUCCCUCACUGUCCUCUUCCUCCUCCACUUCCUCUUCUCCUCCCCCGACCGUCUGCUCGCGACCACACGAUGGACAACCGCCUCUUCGUCUGUCAUCCGAUCCAAGUUUCUCAGAGAAAAGGCCUUGGCCCCGAGACCCCCAAUCCGCCAUCCCAUUCCCAAGCUCAUGGCCGAUGCCAAGGAUGCCCACGAGCGCAAAAUGAAAAAGCAAAGCAAGACCUUGCCGGAAGCCGUCGGAGAGUACAAGCGGCGGUACGGAAAGAAUCCCCCCAAGGGCUUUGAUGAGUGGUUUAAAUUCGCCAAGGACAACAAUGGGAUCAUUUACGAUGAAUACGACCAGCUCGACAGGGACCUGACGCCCUUCUGGCUGUUCAGCGGCGAGGAGCUCCGGAGACGGUGCAUCCAAGUCGGAUUCUUGCCUUCUGUCGAUCUCGUCAGAGUUGAAAACGGUCAGACCAGAACUAUCGAUGUCUCUAAAGGAUUCUCCGACUCUGAAGUCGGUGCCCGUGCCAAGGGUUUCCGAGUCAUGCUCGAGAAGUUUCAAGCCAAACUGCCCGAUAUGGACUUUCCUAUCAAUGAAAAGGCUGAGGGUCGUAUCCUUGUCCCUUGGGAGGAAAACUUGUACUCUAAUUUGACUGCCGAUUCCUCUUUGGGUAUUGAGCAUGUCUUGGGAGGUGAAUUCAUUCCCGAUUGGAGAGGUGACGGAAAUGUUUGGGAAGCCUACCGCAGGACUUGUGACCCUUCUUCGCAGGCCAGACGCUUGUUUGGCUCUCUUCGUGCCAACCUGAAGGAAGGUCAGGCUCCCAUCUCCAGACUUGCCGCAGCUGGUGUCACCUCUGGCGCUCCCUCGGACGACUUUGUAUUUCCCGAAGGCGUUGACGACAAGUUUGACUUUUGCGCCCAUCCCUGGGCUCACUACAACCAGGGUCACUUCUUCUCUGAUUGGAGAACCAUCCAUGCCCUCUACCCCAUGUUCUCCCCUGCCAAGGGGAUGGGCUAUUCCGACAUUCUUAUCCCAUCCCACUACUACUUUUCGUCCACCAAGCGAUACACCUAUGGUUGGGACCCGGUCAACAUGGUCAUCAAAGACGUCGAUGACAUGGAGACUUCCUGGGAGGAAAAGUCUGAUGACAUAUUCUGGCGUGGUGCGACUACCGGUGGUGGUUCUUCCCCUCCUGGUUUCCUUGCGCAAUACCAGCGUCACCGUUUCAUCAAGAUGACCUCUGACCAGUCAGACUCCAACAAGACUGUUGUCUUUGCCGACCCUCCUGGUACCAACAACUAUGUCUCUGCUCCAGUACCGAUUGGCGAGCUCAACAAGGACAUCAUGGAUGUAGCUUUCACCAAGGCGGUCGGAUGUACCCAGUAUCCUGGCGGAUGUGAUGGUAUGAGGAAGGACCACCGAUUUGCCGAUGCCGUGCCUCUCGGUGAGAAUUGGAGGCACAAGUACUUGAUCGAUGUGGACGGUAUGGGCUACUCUGCCCGUCUCUUUGCUUUGCUGAAAUCAGAAUGUGCUGUUGUCAAAUCUACCGUCUACACCGAAUUCAUGUCGGAGUGGCUGCAGCCUUGGCUCCAUUACAUCCCUGUUUCGCAGAUGUACCAGGAGAUCUACAACAUCCACGCAUUCUUCUCGGGUCCCUCCAACGCCAUGCUGAAUGCCGCCAACGCUACUGCUGGGAUGUACCAGCAGGCGGGGGCGCAUACCAAAAAGUAUGACGGGGAUGCCGAGCUGAGAAAGAUUGCUAAGGCGGGGAGGGACUGGAUGUUUACUGCCGGGAGAAAGAUCGACAUGGAGAUCUACGUGUACAGACUAUGUCUCGAAUGGGCUCGUCUGACUGCCGACGACAGGGAAGCGAUGACAUACAAGGAGUAG
Cryptococcus wingfieldii CBS 7118 is the source of this 1923-nucleotide messenger RNA. Its product is annotated as capsular associated protein. The record is from RefSeq and is a predicted model, not a curated record. The coding region runs from base 1 to 1923 and encodes 640 amino acids. NCBI's taxonomy places the organism in Eukaryota, Fungi, Basidiomycota, Tremellomycetes, Tremellales, Cryptococcaceae. The transcript has 4 exons.